GUCAACGUUCGCGUCACCACCAUGGACGCAGAGCUGGAGUUCUCCUUCCACCCCAACACCACCGGCAAGCAGCUGUUCGACCAGGUUACCAGGACCAUCGGCCUGCGUGAAACCUGGUACUUUGGGCUCCAGUUUGUCGACGCCAAAGGAUUCAUGACAUGGCUGAACUUUGACAAGAAGGUCAUGUCCCAGGAAGUGAGGAGGGAGACCCCCCUGCAGUUCAAGCUCAGGGCUAAGUACUACCCGGAGGACGUCUCGGAGGAGCUGAUCCAGGACGUCACCCGGAGGCUGUUCUUCCUGCAGGUGAAGGAGGACGUCCUGGGGGAGGAGAUCUACUGCCCCCCAGAGUCCGCCGUCCUGCUGGCCUCCUACGCCGUCCAGGCCAAAUACGGGGAGUUCGACAAGUCGGUGAACCACGCCGGGUACCUGUCGACUGAACGCCUGCUGCCCAAGAGGGUCAUGGAGCAACACAAACUGUCCAAGAGUCAGUGGGAGGAGAGGAUCCAGGUCUGGCACGAGGAGCACCGGUCCAUGCUCAAAGAGGAGGCCAUGAUCGAAUAUCUGAAGAUCGCCCAGGACCUGGAGAUGUACGGGGUCAACUACUUCGAGAUCAAGAAUAAGAAGGGUACGGACCUGUGGCUGGGAGUGGACGCCCUGGGCCUGAACAUCUACGAGAAGGGGGACAGGCUGACUCCAAAGAUCGGAUUUCCAUGGAGUGAAAUUAGAAAUGUUUCUUUCAAUGAUAAGAAGUUUUUGAUCAAGCCCAUAGAUAAGAAAGCUCCUGACUUUCUUUUCUACGCUCCACGUCUGCGCGUCAACAAGGGCAUCCUGCAGCUGUGUAUGGGAAACCACGACCUGUACAUGCGCCGACGCAAGACCGACACCAUCGAAGUGCAGCAGAUGAAGGCCCAGGCCAAAGAGGAGAGGCUGCAGAAGAAGAUGGAGAGAGAUCAGCUGGAGAGUGAGAAGAGGAGGAGGACGAUCAUCGAGAGAGAGAAGGAGGAGAUGGAGAGAGAAAAGCAGGAGCUGAUGAUGAAGCUGUACCAGUUCGAAGAGACCACCAAGAGAGCAGAGAGAGAACUCCAGGAGCAGCUGGACCGGGCCAUGAGGCUGGAGGAGGAGAGGAGGAGGGUGGAGCAGGAGGCGGCCCGGCUGGAGGCUGAGAGGAUGGAGGCUAUCAUAGCCAAGGAGGAGCUGGCCCGGCAGGCGGAGGACCAGUUAAAGAGCCAGGAGCAGCUGGCGGCGGAGCUUGCCGAGUACGGAGCCAAGAUCGCUCUGCUGGAGGAGGUGAAGAGGAUGAAGGAGGAGGAGGUGGAGUCAUGGCACAGCAAGGCUAAAGAAGUGGAGGAGAAUCUGCUCAGGACCAAGGAGGAGCUCCAGACUGUGAGGACCUCCGCAGCCCUUCCCCCCGCCGUCGCCUCCUCCUCAUCCUCCUCCUCCUCCUCCGACAGCGAGAGCGACCACGAGCACAGCGAAGAGAACAGCACCUACAGCGCCGAGCUGCAGACGCAGGAUAUCAACGACCACCGCCAGGAGGAGGAGCGGCUGACCGAGGCCGAGAAGAACCAACGGCUGCAGAAACAGCUGCAGGCUUUGAGCUCAGAGCUGGAAAAGGCCCGAGACAACAACAUGAAAACCGCCAACGACCUUCUCCACGCUGAGAACGUCCGAGCCGGUCGUGACAAGUACAAGACGCUUCGCCAGAUCCGCCAGGGCAACACCAAGCAGAGGAUCGACGAGUUCGAGGCCUUGUAGGAGCUCCAGACUGUGGUGUUCUGUGGUACCGAUCAAAGUUUUUACUCGCAUUCUGUACGAACAAAGCCGGUGUGAGGUUGUACCGUCCACCAAACAUCCAACCUGUGAGAUUUUACUGAUGUUUGACCAAUAAAGCAGCUCCAUUACCUCCACAUAAAACUGGAAAUCCAAUCAAUUCUACGCCUUUUAAACCUAUUUGAGUUUCCAAACUAUGACCUAUUUAACUGGUUUUAAUAUUGACUAUUAUAUCAUCCAUUGUCACAUGGUAAAGGUGCUCUUAUAAGAGUUAUUUGCUUUUAUCACAUCUUAAAUCAUCUGUUUUAAUUAGAUUUUACUAAGAUGUUUCUAGUAAAACUUCCAGAAAUGCCAAGUUUUUAUCCAUUAAGUUGUA
Molecule: messenger RNA, 2146 nt
Organism: Sphaeramia orbicularis (orbiculate cardinalfish)
Lineage: Eukaryota; Metazoa; Chordata; Actinopteri; Kurtiformes; Apogonidae
Gene: ezra
Product: ezrin a
Exons: 12
Coding region: 22-1755 (577 amino acids)
Cellular component (GO): cytoskeleton
Molecular function (GO): actin binding
Source: RefSeq, a predicted model, not a curated record